Botrytis cinerea B05.10 is the source of this 3044-nucleotide messenger RNA. RefSeq names its product Bctup1 (gene Bctup1). Gene Ontology annotation, molecular function: protein binding. The transcript is spliced from 5 exons. NCBI's taxonomy places the organism in Eukaryota, Fungi, Ascomycota, Leotiomycetes, Helotiales, Sclerotiniaceae. Bases 866 to 2662 code for a protein of 598 amino acids. The record is from RefSeq and is a predicted model, not a curated record.
UGAAGUGCGAACCGAAAGAAAAGAUUCAUUCACCUCUUUUUGGACCUCCACUUCUUUCCUCUUUAGUACACAACAUACAUAACAUCCAAACCAUACAAGCCAUCCAUCCAUCCAAGCCAUCCAUCCAUCCAUAUACAUCCAUUCAUAUACAUCCAUUCUUAUUAUACAUCCAUUCAUCCAUCCACCCACCCACACAAACCUUACCUCUCCCAUCUCCCAUCUCCCAUCUCCCAUCUCCCAUCUCACAUAUCACUCCAACCUCCAACCUCAAUUAGUAAAAUCCACAUCCACAUCCGCACCCGCACCCUCACACCCUCACCCUCGCCCUCGCCCUCACCCUCACCCUCACCCACUUCAACAUCAACAACAACAUCAUUCGUAUUCCUUUUCUCAUCCAAACAUCAUCAGCGUGGGUCAGCCAAUAACUUCACCCAAUUCAAUCGUUAUCAAUUCAUCUCUUCGUUACCCUAUUUUUUUUGCGAAUUGCCGAAUGCAAUUAAUAGCUUUUCAACUUAGCAUUCACUUGGCACCAUUGGAAUAGGUGGUGUUGCGACAGAUUGUAAGACCUAGGUAAAUAAAAAAAAAGUUGCAAACGCGCAUUUCCACACUUCAAUCACAGCCUCAAACUAUAAGCAAACUGUUGCGCACAAUCAAAAGUAAGCAUGUCACCCAUCUUAUCUCCCCUCAUCUUCUCUUCUCUCGCAUCUCUUGUUUUCUCGCCUUGGCGCGACGCACGGAAAGAGAUCGUGAUGUUCCCUCUGAAGAAAGCUGCAAUUGUGCCUCUUCCAAUCUGAGUUUGCUGACCAUCUAAAGGCACGUCACCCAAAACAAUCUCGAAAUCGCAUCAAAGGUCGAUCAAUAUACAAUGUCUAUGUACAACCAUCGCGGUUUGGGUCCUGCCCCAGGUACCGCUCGAUUGAAUGAAUUGUUGGAUGGCAUUCGCGCCGAAUUUGAUACACAACAACGAGCAAGUGGGGAAUAUGAACAUAAUAUUGCACAACAAAUACAAGAGAUGCAAAUGGUUAGAGACAAGGUCUAUCAAAUGGAACAACAACAACUGCUCUUGAAGCAAAAAUAUGAUGAUGAAAUUCAGCGCCUCCGUCACGAACUCGACGCCAGAGGAGGCGCUUCUCGUCCACCUGCCAUAGGUGGCCCUCCACAACAUGCUCCAUCUCAAGCACCACCAGCAAUCGGACAUGGCCCAAGUAAUCUUUUUGGAGGUAUAAUGGCUGGUCAAGCAGCUCAAGGAGGUCCAGGUUUGGCUCCUCCGCCACAACAACAAGAUGCGCAAGGUCCACUUCCACCACACGCAAUGCCUCAACCACAACCAACUCUUCAAGGUCCUCCACCAAAUCAACAAGGUCCUUUCCAAGGUGGCUACCCUCCACAAGGUCCUCCACAAAAUGGUCCAUAUGGCGCUCAGCCUCCUCAAUCAACCGCGUCUCCAGGUCCCGGUAAAGGAGGCCCACGACAAAACCGUGGCCCAGGCGGCCCAGCAACUCCUCAAAUGCCACAACAGUUGCCAUACAAUAACGAUCCUAGACAAUCACCACAAGUCGGUCACCCAUUAGCUGGUAUCGCCCGUGGACCUCAAUACCCUGUCGGCAAUGUGGGAAACGCUUUGGCAGAAUUGGACCUUGAACGAUUACCACCACAAUUUAAGAAAGUAGAGGCCGAUUGGUUCGCAAUUUUCAACCCAGAUGUGCCAAAGAUUCUUGAUGUUGAUCUUGUUCAUACGCUCAUUCACGAAUCCGUGGUUUGCUGUGUACGUUUCAGUCAUGAUGGAAAAUUUGUCGCAACGGGUUGCAACAGAUCUGCUCAAAUCUACGAUGUUGUCAGUGGAAAUAAAGUUUGCGUUCUUCAAGAUGAUUCUGUAGACUCCGUUGGAGAUCUUUACAUUAGAAGUGUUUGCUUUAGUCCAGAUGGAAGAUAUCUCGCUACUGGUGCAGAGGAUAAACUUAUCCGGGUUUGGGAUAUUGCUUCACGAACGAUUAGAAAUACCUUCUCAGGACACGAACAAGAUAUUUAUUCAUUGGAUUUCGCUCGUGAUGGCCGUACCAUUGCUUCCGGAAGUGGUGAUCGAACUGUUCGUCUUUGGGAUAUUGAAGCUAGUCAAAAUAUUUUGACUCUUAGCAUUGAGGAUGGCGUUACAACUGUCGCCAUCUCACCCGAUACUAAGUAUGUCGCUGCCGGAUCUCUUGAUAAGAGUGUCCGUGUUUGGGAUGCUGCUACUGGUUACUUGGUAGAGAGACUUGAAGGUCCAGAUGGUCACAAGGACAGUGUUUAUUCCGUUGCAUUCGCACCAAAUGGAAAAGACCUUGUCUCUGGAAGUUUGGAUAAAACCAUCAAGAUGUGGGAACUUGUCGCCCCAAGAGGUGGUCACCCAAAUACAGGUCCAAAGGGUGGAAGAUGUUUACGAACAUUUGAAGGACACAAGGACUUUGUUCUUUCCGUUGCUCUUACUCCAGAUGGAGCUUGGGUUCUUUCCGGAUCAAAGGAUAGAGGUGUUCAAUUCUGGGAUCCAAGAACUGGUAACACUCAACUUAUGUUACAAGGUCAUAAGAAUUCUGUUAUUUCAGUGGCACCAAGUCCUUCAGGAGGUUCUUUCGCUACUGGUUCGGGUGAUAUGAGAGCGAGAAUCUGGAGUUACAAGAACAUCUGAUAGCUUUGUUUAUGUAAUGAAAGACUUGCGCUGGGAAUGAAAGUAAGAAAAAAAAAGAAAGAAAUUGAAGAGGAUAGAAGAAGAAAAACAAUAACGUGGUAUUGUAUCAUACCAAAGGCGAGGCGAUCAAUGGCGUACUUGGUAUGUUGAACCUGGUGGAUAUGGAUUCUAAUUGACUCUUUAUUCAUUGAGAAGUUUUAUAUUGGCAAGCUCAUGAGGGACUGAAAUGACAAUCUAUUUCCGAUGGAGGUUUCUCAUUUGGAUGUUGGGGAUGCGAUGCAUGCAUGGGUUUCGUUUGUCUUAUAGGGGCUUUCUGAUGGGAAGGGGAGGGAGAAAUGAAAUAUUUGAUAUGAUAGAUCAAUGAGAUGUAAUUUUUUUUCCA